AUGUCACGAAAGAUUUGCAUCACGGCCGUUGAUGGCCAAACCGGAUUCCUCAUUGCCGAGCUCAUUCUCAAAAAUGAAAAUUUUGCUGGCAAGAUUGAUUCGGUUGUUGGGCUCACUCUUGAUCCCAGGUCCGACCGCGCGCAGGAGCUCAAGGAUCUUGGAGCAACCAUCAUUCCCCAUGUCAUUGGGCGCGUUCGCACCGUGACAAAAGCGCUCAAGGACACAGGCUGUGAUACUCUCUGUCUUGUCCCUCCAGCGCAUGAGGAAAAAUUUGACAUAUGUGUAGAGCUGGCCCAUGCGGCCAAAAAGGCAAACAUCGUCAAUAUUUGUCUGAUUAGUUCAGCAGGUUGUGAUUACGCGGAUCCCCAGAAACACCCACAUCUUCGUGAAUUCAUCGAUUUGGAAAGCCUUGUUCUUGAGGCCAAGGGCGAUGCUAGUGCUGCGACAGGAUGCUCGCCUUGCGUUAUCCGCGCAGGUUUCUAUGCUGAAAACCUCCUCCUGUAUGCGCCUCAAGCUAAGGAGGAGGGUAUUCUCCCUUUACCUAUUGGUGACAAGCACAAAUUUGCCCCAGUCGCUCUAGGCGACGUUGCCCAAGUUGCGGCUCAUGUUCUCACGGGCAAAGGAAAACAUGGUUUCAGCGAUAAACACCGUGGACAGAUGAUGAUUGUUACGGGUCCAAUGCUUUGUGCAGGAGAUGAGCUCGCUACCGCAGCGAGCACAGCACUGGGAACCGAACUGAAGUUCGAAAACAUUUCCGAAGCGGAAGCCAGGAAGGUUUUGAAGGCUCAAUCAGAAAGUGAUCAAUCUGAACAAAAGUAUGUCCUCGAGUACUAUCGCCUGGUACGCGAGGGCAAGACAAACUAUAUUGCAACUACUGCUUUUCAUGAUGUCACUGGGGAACAUCCAACUGAGCCCGAGGCCUUCUUUCAGAUGUAUAGUGCUGAGAUGCGUCCGUAUAAGAAGGUCAAGCGCCAUCAUUAG
This is a messenger RNA of Ilyonectria robusta, 981 nucleotides long. RefSeq lists its product as uncharacterized. NCBI's taxonomy places the organism in Eukaryota, Fungi, Ascomycota, Sordariomycetes, Hypocreales, Nectriaceae. Bases 1 to 981 code for a protein of 326 amino acids. The record is from RefSeq and is a predicted model, not a curated record. The transcript has 5 exons.